AUGAGAAAAAAGGUCAAAUCAGAUGACACACGCGGAGAAUUUAAUCUGUACCCAAACAGAAAAAGGACCGUGUUUCUUGAGGCGAUUGGACAACGUUUUCAUGUGAAGAGCGGCGAGGGAUUGCAGUUCGGGUCGACCACCCAUUUCAUGAUAGCAGACGCCAUUAGAAAAACUCUACCAUGGCGCCACAGAGGAUCAAUUCGCCCUAACCUCCCCUCUUCCCAAAAAUUGUUCGACACUACACAACAAAACUUUAUCUCGGUAGUCAACCGAACCCUACAAGGAUACCUUGAUCAAAACCUCUCCAUACACAAACUCCAUCUCCACUUAUCCAGCCCCGACUCACAACCGGUCAUCUCCCUUCUCCACAAAUGGUUCCCGAUAAUAGCUGCCCUCAACAUAAAAGCUUUCAAACUCAACUUUCUUUCAUAUACUCACGACCUGCCCUCGGCAGUGUUCUUAGCCGAGUCCCUCGAAGAACUACACCUGAGCAAUUGCAAGCUGAGCCCGGUCGAGAGCGUGCGGUUCAAAUGUUUGCGCACGCUCACCCUCGAAAAGUUUAAAUUUGAUGGUGGGACAUUCGAGAAGAUAACUUGGGGUUGCCCUUUGCUCAGGCGCCUUGUCCUUACUAAUUGUUGGGGGUUGAGAAACGUUAGGGUGAGCGAGACGGCAUCGCCUGGGCUCAAGCACUUUGUAUUGCGUGAUUUUGAGAGGAUCGAAGGGCGUAGCAUCGAAAUCUAUGUCCCGAAUAUCGAGACGAUGUUAAACUGUGAAGUUACGACAUCUCCUCAGACACCCGGGUGGUCAUCAACGUGUGGGCCAUUGGAAGAGACCCAUCACUAUGGGCCGAGCCCGAAAACUUUUGGCCCGAGAGAUUCUUGCAUGAUUCGGUGGUUUCAGUUUAUUCCGUUUGGUGGAGGUCGAAGGAUGUGUCCCGGGGCCUCUUUUGCUAUGGUUAUAGUCGAGCUUGUGCUGGCGAAUUUGGCCCUUAAUUGUGAGUUUGAGUUACCAGUCGGGCUGAAAGGAGAGGAUCUUGAUAUGUCGGAGGGUGAAGGAAUUACAAUUCAUCGAAAAUUUCCUCUCAGAGUUAUUGCUAACUGUGAGUCUUAA
Molecule: messenger RNA, 1110 nt
Organism: Striga asiatica
Lineage: Eukaryota; Viridiplantae; Streptophyta; Magnoliopsida; Lamiales; Orobanchaceae
Source: the annotation of a GenBank genome assembly